Molecule: messenger RNA, 2447 nt
Organism: Setaria italica (foxtail millet)
Lineage: Eukaryota; Viridiplantae; Streptophyta; Magnoliopsida; Poales; Poaceae
Product: cyclic nucleotide-gated ion channel 4
Exons: 3
Coding region: 108-2240 (710 amino acids)
Biological process (GO): transmembrane transport; monoatomic ion transport
Cellular component (GO): membrane
Molecular function (GO): monoatomic ion channel activity
Source: RefSeq, a predicted model, not a curated record
GCUCCGAGUGACGACACGCCCUUCGCCGCUUCCGCAGCUCUGCAGGCUCAUGUCCACUGCUGGUGCGGCAUCAUCAACGGCCAAGCUCGCCGGCGAGCUCCACCGCCAUGUCAAGUGACCCCUCCGCGCGCUCGUCGCCUUCCUCCUCCGCCGCGUCGCCUCCCAAUGACGCGCGGCGGAGAGACCAAGCAGGACAGGCGACGCCGCCGCCAGGGGGAGAGGCGAUCGACACCAGCGGCAAGAGCCGCCGGGGCCGGCGGCGGCGCGUGCCCUGGUGCCCCCCCGGCCUCGGCGCGGCGUGGCCGCUGGACCCGCGGGCGAGGUGGGUCCGGCAGUGGAACCGCGCCUACCUCCUGGCCUGCGCGGCGGGGCUCAUGGUGGACCCGCUCUUCCUGUACACCGUGUCCGUGAGCGGCCCGCUCAUGUGCCUCUUCCUCGACGGCUGGCUCGCCGCCGCUGUCACCGCGCUGCGCUGCGCGGUGGACGCCAUGCACGUGUGGAACAUCGCGACGCAGCUCCGCUUGACGCGGGGCACGGCGGGGAGCAAGCGCGCGGAGGGGAGCUCGGGCGACGAGGAGCAGCAGGCGGCGGCGGCCGCGGGGGAGGAGGAGGACGACGACGAGGAGGGCGCCGACGAGGUCGCGCGCAAGCUCCCGGCGGGCGCGAGGUCCAAGAAGGCCUCGGUGCUGGACUUGUUCGUCAUCCUCCCCGUGAUGCAGGUUGUGGUGUGGGUUGCGGCGCCGGCAAUGAUCCGCGCGGGGCUGACGACGCCGGUGAUGACGGUGCUGCUGGUGGCGUUCCUGCUCGAGUACCUGCCCAAGAUCUACCACGCCGUGCGCUUCCUCCGCCGGAUGCAGGGCCACUCCGGCUACGUCUUCGGCACCAUCUGGUGGGGCAUCGUGCUCAACCUCAUGGCCUACUUCGUCGCCGCCCACGCCGUGGGCGCGUGCUGGUACCUGCUCGGGGUCCAGCGUGCCAGCAAAUGCCUCAAGGAGCAGUGCCAGCUCCAGGCGGCGGCCGGGGGGUGCGCGCGCAGCGGCGCGGUGGUGGCCUGCGCAGCGCCGCUCUACUACGGCGGCUCCCCCUCCGCCGCCGCGGCGGGGCACCUCGGCGCCGGCAGGCUCGCGUGGGCCCGAAACGCGCCGGCCCGUGCCACGUGCCUCGCCAGCAGCAGCGGCGACGGCAGCGGUGGCUACCAGUACGGCGCGUACAAGUGGACGGUGAUGCUGGUGGCGAACCCGAGCCGGGUGGAGCGGAUGCUGCUCCCCAUCUUCUGGGGCCUGAUGACACUCAGCACGUUCGGCAAUCUGGAGAGCACGACGGAGUGGCUGGAGAUCGUGUUCAACAUCCUGACCAUCACGGGCGGUCUGAUCCUCGUCACCAUGCUCAUCGGCAACAUCAAGGUGUUCCUGAACGCGACCACCUCCAAGAAGCAGGCGAUGCACACGCGGCUCCGCGCCGUGGAGUGGUGGAUGCGUCGCAAGGGCCUGCCCCGCGGGUUCCGGCACCGUGUGCGCCAGUUCGAGCGGCAGCGCUGGGCUGCCACCCGCGGCGUCGACGAGUGCCAGAUCGUGCGCGACCUCCCCGAGGGCCUCCGCCGGGACAUCAAGUACCACCUGUGCCUCGACCUCGUCCGGCAGGUCCCGCUCUUCCAGCACAUGGACGACCUCGUCCUGGAGAACAUCUGCGACAGGGUCAAGUCCCUCAUCUUCCCCAAGGGGGAGACGAUCGUGAGGGAGGGCGACGUGGUGCGGCGGAUGCUGUUCAUCGUGCGUGGCCACCUGGCGUGCAGCCAGGCGCUGCGGAACGGCGCGACGAGCAGCUGCACGCUGGGGCCCGGCAACUUCAGCGGCGACGAGCUGCUGUCGUGGUGCCUGCGCCGGCCGUUCCGGGACCGGCUGCCGACGGCGUCGGCGACGCUGGUGACGCUGGAGAGCACGGAGGCGUUCGGGCUCGACGCCGCCGACGUCAAGUACGUGACGCAGCACUUCCGGUACACCUUCGCCAACGAAAAGGUGCGGCGCAGCGCCAGGUACUACUCGCCCGGGUGGCGCACCUGGGCUGCCGUCGCCGUGCAGCUGGCGUGGAGGAGGUACAAGCACCGCAAGACGCUCGCGUCGCUCUCCUUCAUCCGCCCGCGGAGGCCGCUGUCGAGGUGCUCCUCGCUCGGGGAGGAGAAGCUACGGCUCUACACCGCCAUCCUCACCUCGCCCAAGCCCAACCAAGACGACGACUUCUAGGCUUCUAGCCUCUAGGCCGGUCGAGGCUGGAUGGCUGGCUGGCUGGCUUCAUCAUGCAAAUUAGUACACGACAUUGAUGCCCGAUGCCCUCUGCUGGUGGGCGGGGUUGUACAGUAAUAUGGUUGGACGGUCCAAGCAUGUUCCGAUCAUCACGGAAUUCCUCGGCAGAGAGAAAUAUUGGCUAGUACCCCCUCAUUUUAAUUUUUC